Molecule: messenger RNA, 3002 nt
Organism: Notechis scutatus (mainland tiger snake)
Lineage: Eukaryota; Metazoa; Chordata; Lepidosauria; Squamata; Elapidae
Source: RefSeq, a predicted model, not a curated record
CAAGGCGGCCUGUCUUAAUCCGAGCGCGGCUCCGGCACUGCUCUCCGCUCCCCGAAAGCAGCAUCCUUCCGUCGCCGCCGGCAUGGCGGGCGUGAGCUUCAGCGUGAACCGCCUGGAGCUGCUGGCCUCCUAUCAGGAGGUGAUCGGGGAAGACAGCCCGACGGACUGGGCUUUGUAUACCUAUGAAGAAGACUCUGAUAAUCUGAAACUGGCAGCCUCAGGAACUGGUGGCCUGCAAGAGCUGUCUAGCCAUUUUGAGAACCAGAAGGUGAUGUACGGAUUCUGCAGUGUCAAAGAUCCACAGGCCACCCUGCCUAAAUAUGUCCUGGUUAAUUGGGUUGGAGAGGAUGUAGCUGAUGCCCGCAAGUGUGCCUGUGCUAGCCACGUGGCCAAAAUUGCAGAGUUCUUCCAGGGUGUGGAUGUAAUUGUCAACGCUAGCAGUGUGGAAGACAUAGACCCGGGAGCUAUUGGCCAGAGACUCUCCAAUGGCUUGGCACGUAUUGCCAGCCCAGUGCUGCACCGCCUUCGCCUGCGUGAGAAUGAGAAUGCCCAACCUGUGGGCACGGUCUAUCAGAAGACGGAUGCAGCUGUGGAGAUGAAACGCCUCAACCGGGAGCAGUUCUGGGAGCAGGCUAAGAAAGAGGAAGAGCUACGCAAAGAAGAAGAGCGUAAGAAAGCCCUGGAUGAGCGGCUGCGUUUUGAGCAAGAGCGCAUGGAGCAGGAGAGGCAGGAGCAAGAGGAGCGUGAGAAGCGCUACCGGGAGCGUGAAGAGCAGAUCGAGGAGCAUAGGCGAAAGCAGCAGAGCCUGGAAGCAGAAGAGGCCAAGCAGCGAUUGAAGGAGCAAUCCAUCUUUGGGGAGCAGGAGGACGAUGAAGACAGGCAGCAGCCCAAAAAGUCUGAGUCGGAGGUGGAGGAGGCAGCUGCCAUUAUUGCUCAGCGGCCUGAGAACCCUCGGGAGUUCUUCCGGCAGCAAGAACGAGUGGCUUCGGCCAGCUCCGAAACACCCUCACCCUUCAACAGAACAGGCAGCCAGACGGAAACACACAGAAAGGCCUCUGCCUCUGCUAGUAGCCCCUGUGACUCCAGUACGGCUUCCACGCCAGUGGGUGAGCAGAUUGAGCGUGCCCUGGAUGAGGUGACGCAACAGGAUGCUUUAAAAGACUCCUCCAGCCCGAGCAGUGAAGAGACAGGCAUGGCAUCUGCUACAAACUGGGCUCCCCCCAGUGAAGAACAACCAGUGGAGAAAGCAGAAGAGCCUCCUGGGGCUACAGCCUGGCAAGGCCCCGACUGGACAGAACCACAGCCAAGUGGGACUGGCCCCGUUGAAGACAUGGUGCUCCCAGAGUCCAAAGAAGAGCCUCUCUUCCCAGUAGCCCCGCCUCCCAAAGAAGAGCCUCAGUUCCCAGCAGCCCCAGUCUCUGUGCAGAGCGAGGAGGCUUUGGAUCUGGGGGAGGCCUUUGGUUUUUCACAACCGCCUGCGCCUCCCUCUGAGAACAUUCUUGACCUGUGGCAGAACGACAGCACCGCUGUGGAACCCAACCCUCCGGAUGCCUGGGAGCUCCAGCAGGGUGGACCUCCCACUCCAGCCCCAUGGGAUCUUCGCGACGGGCCUCCCAUGCCUGCCCCCAUGCUGGUCGAGGUGGAUGUCCCUCCAGGGGCACCAGAGCCCCCGUCUUCUGCAGGCCUUCCUGAAGAUAACCUCUUGAACUUCAAUGACCUGCCGGAGCCCCCAGCAACUUUCUGUGAUGCGGAUCAGGAUGAGGAGCCAGCCAGCAUGAUUGCUGUUGAAGGGCUACAUCAGAUGACGCUCAGCUACCAGCAUGCCCUGCAGGAGGCCUCUGGGGUGCACCAGGAGCCCCAACUGCUCACCAAUGGGGAGACUGCCCAAAAGGAAAGCACGCAGACCAGCGAGGGCUACUUUAGCCAAUCACAAGAUGAAGAUUUUAACCAAUCAGAAGAACUCUCUGCUAAAGCUCCUCCUCCAGUGUUCUACAAUAAGCCCCCAGAGAUUGACAUCACCUGUUGGGAUGCUGACCCAGUGCCAGAAGAGGAGGAGAGCUUUGGGGGCAGUGUUUAAGGCUGACUCUCAGGCCAAACUCCUCAACCCUGCACCUAGCAAGUCCAGUGUCUGCAAGCCUGGAGCAGCCGCAGUGAGGGCCUGGUGCCCCCUUGCUCCAUAUUGUAGCCCUGCGGUCCAUGGCCUCAGAUUGUACCCCGGCCAGAUAGAAAAAUCUGGGAGGGGGGGGUAACUUUUUCCAGUGCGCGCUCUUUCUCUCUCUCUCUCUCUCUCUCUCUCUCUCUUUCUCUUUUUCUAAUGGUGUCAAAUAGGAAAUGUGUAAAUCUGCCUGGUCCCCUCUUUGUUGGUAGCUUCCCUGCAGACCCCUUUUCCUGUUGCCUUCGCCCAUGGGGAUUUUUCAGAUCCCCCCUGUCCCAAUGCCAUUUAUGCCAUUUGGGUUGAUCUCUUGGGAUGGGGGUGAGGUGUGCUGCUCUUGGGGGAGGGCGGGAGGGCCUUUCCUCCACUCAGGCUCUGCCAAGAGAGUUUUGAGUAUUUUGCACGAAUCUAAAAAUAAAAUAUGGCAAUAAAAUGGCCCUGUGUGGGCAAGGCACUGGCUUCCAUCUCUUCCCUUCUCCACUUGGUCCCCAGAGGCCUUGUUCCCAGGGAAGCAGAAGCCCUGCCCAUUCUGGGUUCCAGCAAACCUUAGCAGCGAGAGACGUUCCUUCCCCCACAGCUCAGCUCAGCUCCGCUCCGCGGCCGUCUGUCUUGAGAGCGAGCCUGUUCCAGGCCCUUCUCCUCGGGUCUUUUUAUUUGCCCUGAGAGCCUGGGACAAGGGGACACUCUGGAUGGGGCACCCUUCUCCUUUCUCUUUCUUCUCUCCUCGUCCAUUCCAUGCUUCGUUUCCUUUCCCUCCCGUACAGUAAUUGUUUUUUUUUUUUUUUUGGAAAGCACAAAUUCUGUAACAGCAAUGUGCUUAUGUAUGUUAAUAAAUAAAUUGAUUCCAAGC